Anisakis simplex (herring worm) is the source of this 1456-nucleotide messenger RNA. The record is from the annotation of a GenBank genome assembly. NCBI's taxonomy places the organism in Eukaryota, Metazoa, Nematoda, Chromadorea, Rhabditida, Anisakidae.
AUGGGUUUCGAUGCGAAAACUUUUGAAGAUGAAACCAAAACGAUACAUUUCGAUGUGAAUCAGGUUGAAGAGGCUGUCAAGAGAUUUACCGAAAAGGCAAAAUCGCUUGUGAAUGAUAAGAGUGAACUGACGAAAAUAAUCGGUCAUAUUGAUUUAACAACCUUAUCAGGUGAUGAUACCGAUGAACGAGUGCAAAAUCUUAUCGAUAAAGCUGUUAAGCCCAUAUCAAAUGUAAGGGAUGCCAAAGUGCAGUGUGCGGCCAUCUGCAUCUAUCCGGCUCGUGUGGCGAACGCGAGAAAAUAUAUAUCGACGAAACAUGAAAAAAUGAGAAUAGCAACUGUAGCGGCUGGCUUCCCUUCGGGUCAGUACCGUUUGGAAAGUCGUGUUCUCGAAGUGAAAUUAGCUGUCGAAGAUGGCGCGGACGAGGUUGAUAUCGUUAUCAAUCGAGCUGCGGCUUUGGAGCAAAACUGGAAAUGUGUUCAUGAUGAAAUAAAUCAGUUUAAAGAAAAUUGUCAGAAGAAAGCGCAUUUGAAGUCAAUUUUGGCUACUGGUGAAUUGCAGAAUUAUGAAAAUAUUUAUAAGGCCAGUUGGGCGGCGAUGCUUGCCGGAAGUGAUUUCAUAAAGACGUCAACGGGUAAAGAAACUGUGAACGCUACCCCACAAGUAGCGUAUGUGAUGUGUUCAGCAAUUAAACGUUACUUUGACCUUACCGGAAAACGUGUAGGUUUCAAGCCAGCUGGUGGUUUAAAAACCGCGUUAGACGCGUUGACCUAUCGUGUUAUCGUAGAGGAAUUGUUAGGUAAGGAAUGGUUGAACGCAGACUUGUUUCGUUUUGGUGCGAGCAGUCUUCUGGAUAACGUUCUGAAGGCUAUUUGAUUUCUACGGAUAGGUUUUGAAUUGUUUUGUUGUUGUUUUCAUUGAGGUUUUUAAUAUUAUUAUUACUAAUGUGAUUGUUGCUGUGGUUAUGAUUGAUUUCAAUUUUUUGCUACAAUGAAAGUUUUCAUGUGUGUAAUUUCAGGUUCUCUUUCAAUUCAUUUCUCUUUACCGGUUCUCUUAUUUCAGUUCUGCUUUUAUUACUGUUAUUAUUAUUAUUCCUAUUGUAAUUGUCAUUAUUAUGAUAUUAAACGCUUGUUUAUUCAGUGCCUGAAUGGCUUUGUUCUAAUGAUUUGAUUUCAUUCAUAUUGCCUUUUUUCAUUGGUGUUUAUUCACUCAUUUUUUAAUGUCUUUAUGAUUGUUAUGAGUCGUAUCAGUAUCGUCGUUGUCAUCAUUCAAAAAAUGCGAAUUCUGAAAUUUCGUUUUCGCGUGUAUCAACAGCCGUCCACCUGAGCUGUUGCUGUUGUUGUUGUUGAUUUAUUGUGACAACUUUUAAGUGCCAAUUUGUUUUUUAGUUAAUUGAUUUCUGAUUUUGUUCGUGGACAUAUCAAUUAAAAUAUCUAUAUGCCACAUAAACUUUGAU